AUGGGUUCGCCACCUAAACGCUCACUACGCGCGCCAAAGCGUUUGACAAAUGAACACCACAUCGUAUCCGCAAACCGACUAGUUAAGCCAUACGCCGUUGACUACGGCGAGCCACCUUCCAUUGCGCAGGUUACACAACCUAGUGUACAGAUAACAGACCUUUGGCAAGCGCCUUCCACAUCUCAAAGAUGCAGCCAUACAUCCGCAGAAAAUAGAAACGCGGUGUCCGCGGCAUCAAGUGCACAUGCUGAUGAAAACCAAGCAAUCGAACAAUUGAAGAUGGAAUUGGCGGACCUGAAUCGCAACCUGCAAACGCUUAUGGGUAUAAUAUUACUGUAA
Dicrocoelium dendriticum is the source of this 339-nucleotide messenger RNA. NCBI's taxonomy places the organism in Eukaryota, Metazoa, Platyhelminthes, Trematoda, Plagiorchiida, Dicrocoeliidae. The record is from the annotation of a GenBank genome assembly.